Drosophila subobscura is the source of this 1955-nucleotide messenger RNA. RefSeq names its product glucose dehydrogenase [FAD, quinone]. NCBI's taxonomy places the organism in Eukaryota, Metazoa, Arthropoda, Insecta, Diptera, Drosophilidae. The record is from RefSeq and is a predicted model, not a curated record. The transcript has a single exon. Gene Ontology annotation, molecular function: ecdysone oxidase activity; flavin adenine dinucleotide binding. Bases 18 to 1937 code for a protein of 639 amino acids.
AUUCCGGACAGUCCAUCAUGUGCGGUCUGGCGGGAAUGCUGCGGCUCCCGCUGCUGCUGCUGGCGGCAGCUUCCAGCGCUUGGGGCCUCUUCACCGUGGAGAGCAAUGGCCUGGGCCUGGCCCUGAUGGAGUCUGUGGCGGGUGCCUUGAGUGCCGCCAGCCUGGCGCUGGCCAACGACACGGCCUGGCCGCCACAGCAUCAGCCGCCCGUGGAGCAGGAGGAGAUCGAGUCGUACGACUACAUCGUGGUGGGUGCGGGCAGUGCCGGGUCCAUUGUGGCCAGUCGGCUGAGUGAGUCGUCGCCGCAUGUGCGGGUGCUGCUGCUGGAGGCGGGAGAGCUGCCGCCGCUGGAGUCGGAGAUCUUCUCGCUGAGUCCCGCGCUGCACCACGACGCGCGGUACAUGUACCUGGACAGGGCCCAGCCCAGUCCCAGCUGCUGUCUGGCCAUGGAGCCGCCGCAGGGCUGCUCCUGGUGGCAUGGCCGCAUGAUGGGCGGCACCGGGGCCCUCAACGGCAACAUCUUUGUGCCCGGCAGCCAGGCCAACUUCAAUGGCUGGCGCCGGCGGCUGAAUCUGCGCGGCUGGGACUGGCCCCAGGUGCAGUUGGCCUACCGCCAGCUGCAGCGGCGCCUGCAGCUCAGCUACUUCCAGGUGGAGCCCCUCAACCUGCGGCUCUCCAGCCUGAUUUACGCGGCUGCCGCCGAGCUGGGAGUGCCGCGCAUGAAGCAGCCGCUGCUGGCCGGCUCCAGCUUCGGCUACACCCACCACGUGCCAGUGACCCUCAACGCGGGAAGGCGGGCCAGCAGCGGGCGCCUGUACCUGGCCACCCCGCAGUCCAGUCGGAGACCCAAUCUGCAAGUGAUCCGAGGCGCCACCGUGCGGCGAGUGCUGCUGGACGAGGCUGGCCGUCGGGCCAAGGGCGUUGUCUACUCCCUGGAUGGCGGAGAGCGCACCGCCAAGUCGCUCCGUGAGGUGGUCGUGAGCGGCGGAGCCAUCAACUCUGCCAAGCUGCUGCUGCUCUCUGGGAUUGGAGCUGCAGCACAGCUGCGUCCUUUGGGCAUCACACCGCUGAGGGAGCUGCCCGUGGGCCGGAACCUUCACGAUCAUGGGAUGCUGCCGCUCUACCUCCGCUUCACCCGCAACUGCGCCGUGAACAGCACUCGGGAGGCGGCAGCCAGCGCCUACUCCCCUGCCGCCGUCGCCGAGUAUCUGCUGAAUGAGCAGCGGGGACCGCUGGCCAACAGCUUCUCCAUGAUGGGCUUCAUCAACUCAAGUGCGCCCGGGUCCAGCCAGGGCGAGCCCGAUCUCCAGCUGGUGGCUCACACGCUGAUGGCGCGCGGCGGAGCGGGCAGCUUCGGGUACCUGGGAUUCCGGCCAGAGCUGGUGGCGGCCCAGCGUCAGGCGCUCCUCGAGUCGGACCUGCUGCAGAUCAUGGGCUCCCUGCUGCGGCCGCUUUCCCGCAGCGUGAUCCGGCUGCGCAGUGCGGAUCCCUCGAGCGCGCCGCUCAUCGAGAGCCACUACGCGGAGGAGCCCGAGGAUCGGGCCACCCUGCUCCGCUACGUGCGCUACGUCCAGCGGCUGGCACAGACCAAAUCCUUCCGCCGCUGCGGCCUUCAGCUCUGGCUGCCCCCGUUGCCCGCGUGCGACCAGCUGGCCGAGGACUCGGACGAGUUCUGGCUGUGCUACAUUCGACACUUUUAUGUGGGCUCCUGGCAUUCGGUUGGCUCCUGCCGCAUGGCCGCUGCUGGCGAUCCCCGCGGCGUCGUCGAUGAGCGGCUGCGGGUGCACGGGGUGCGCGGACUGCGAGUGGUGGACGCCAGCAUCAUGCCGGAGAUAACCGCGGGCCACACAAGCGGUCCGGCCAUGAUGAUCGGAGAGCGCGGCGCUCGCAUGAUCAUCGAGGAUCAGCAGGCCAACGAGGUGGUGGUUGGUAUUUAGGCAGUUCUACGAUCCAUU